Penicillium manginii is the source of this 1194-nucleotide messenger RNA. Its product is annotated as Alpha/gamma-adaptin-binding protein p34. The coding region runs from base 1 to 1194 and encodes 397 amino acids. NCBI's taxonomy places the organism in Eukaryota, Fungi, Ascomycota, Eurotiomycetes, Eurotiales, Aspergillaceae. The record is from RefSeq and is a predicted model, not a curated record. Gene Ontology annotation, biological process: vesicle-mediated transport. Gene Ontology annotation, molecular function: protein-macromolecule adaptor activity. The transcript has 4 exons.
AUGCCCGCAUCAACCUCCGCCCCAUCCAAACCACCCGCAAAGAACGUUCCCAACCCACGCCGUCUGCUAAUCCUCACCCCGCCAACACAAUCACCCUCGAUCAUUCCCCCUCUACUACACACUCUAAGCGGUGUCCCCGUAGCAGACUUCCCAAAUACACAGCCAGUCCCCGACCCAUCAAAAGACAAACAGCAAGAGACGCAAUCUCAAUCAAAAACGCAGCCCGAGCAGCCCGAGACGGAGACGGCUUCAGAACCAACAUCUCCCCAACCCUCCUUCGCAGGCUACACAACCCACAGCCCCCUCCGUCUAAGCACAAAAUACUACACAGCCGAAGUACCAAUCUGGGUCGACGAAGUUCCCCUCCUCCCCGCGCCAAAGACCACCUCCACCUCCACCUCCACCCCCGACUCGAGUUCCGGCUCCGCAAUAUGGAAAAACGACUUCCUCAGCGAGGAGGCGCAAAUCGUCCGUGAAGCCGUCGGCGCUCUAGUCGUCGCUGUGCGGGCCCCCGUUCCGCGCAAAGAUGCAAGUGCAGACGUGGAUGUCGCUCAGUCUGAAGAUUUCCUUGCGCUGAGCGCGCUGAUGUGUGAUAUUGGGGCUGUGAAGAGCUGUAUUGAUGAGGAGCGGGGUGGGAUGGAUGUUCCUGGUGUAUUUCUGCUUGUUGGGGCUGGUGGGAAGUCGAGUCCUGUGUCUGCUUCUGCGUCUGCGCAGGACCCUGAAGAUGAUGUGGGGGAUGAGCUUGGGGGGAGAUAUACCGCUCUCAGUGGGGUGGUUGUUGAGUGGGAUCCGCUUGGGGAGGAGAAAGAGAAGACGAGGAAUAAGUUUGGUGAAUACGAGGGCAUGCCUAGGGUUAAGGAGGUUCUUGAAACGCAUGAUUGGAGUGCUGCGGGAGAGGAUGGUCUUGAUGAGGACCUUGAGGCAGAAUUGCUUGGAUUCGAUAAGGAGGGUGGUAGUGGGUUUGGAAUGGAGGUGAAUGAGUUGGAGCGUGAAAUGUUUGGUCUGCGGAUGGCGAUUGAACGGGGUGGUGGUGAUGGGGAGAGUGACGGUGAGGAGGAAGAGGAUAAAGUUGAGUCGAUGGAGUCAUUGAUCAUGCGCAUGCAAUCUCUACGAGAUAUGGGCGCUGAAUUGCCAGACAGUGAGCGAAGGAAGUUUGCUGCGAAGGCGGUGCAGGAUAUAAUGCGUGAGUUGUGA